AUGUUUGGAAACCCCCCGAACCGAUCGCGCAUACCCGCGUGGCAAAUGAGAUUUCAUAACGAACAAGAACAGAGGGAUAAGAAAGAGCAUCAGCAGAAGGGUCACGACGACAAGGCUGACCGAGGUGGUACCGAUAGCCAAGACGUCGAGGCUGUCAAGGCCGCCGCCCCUAGAUACCCCCUGCACAGAUACCCACCUCCACAGUUCUUCGCAUGCCCCUUUGCGAAGUACGAUCCAGCUCGGUAUAUGAGUUGCCUAGGCCUUACACUUCGCCGCCCAUCAGAUAUCACACAACACAUUAGCAGAUUGCAUGUGCUGAGAGACGAUGUUCCCGAGUCACGUCAAAAUAUCAGACCAGACAAGAUAUGUGUUUACUGUACAUGGUGCCGCCAAGAGUUCCAUGGACAGGGUGCUGAGAGGAGGCUCCGCGACCACACGACGGCUUGUAAAGCCAGCAAAAAACCAGCGUCUAUUGCGGAAGCAGGGGUUUUGUUGCCUCAUGAAUAUGAGUUAGUUCUGUCAGUGAGGAACAUGGCGCAUGAUAGCACUGCGAAGUGGAACGCAAUAUGGCAUGGAUGUUUUCCUCAAACACCAGCGCCGUCGCCAUACGUCGAGAUCGCUGUUUCAAGAGCAGAGGCUCAGCGAAUACUAGAACAACUUCUAGCAUCGCCUGCCGCCAACCCUUGGUCUUCCGUGGAAAUCAAGCAGUCUUUCAUCGAAAGAGCUUUGGUUGCAAUCUACGCUGGCCUACCGUUCCCUGAACCCGAACCCCUUAUCACCGACGCAAGCACUAUACUUUCCGCCAACCAAAGCACAUUUGAUGUCUCGAAUGAAGGACCCUUCACUCCACCCGGGUCCCUCGAUGAGGUAGGCGACAUGGAACAAUGGACACGUCCCCUCAAGAUCGCAAUUCUUGAUAUUGACUAUGACAAAGUCUAUGAUAUCUUGAGGAACUCGUUUGAUAAAGUUACUGUUGGAGAGUAUUCGUGGUUGUUGGAGCUGAAAGCAUUAGGUCUUUCGAUGGAUGAAAUCGCUGAUGAACUACUGGAAAAAGCCCAGCAUGGGCCUUGGAUAUACUCCAAGAUCGACGUGCACGAUGUUGGAUCGUACGUGCACGGCUUUCAUCUUCAAAGAUGUCUCCAUACAAGCAGGGAGGAUGAAACAAUGCGGGCAAUCUCGUUGCAUUCAAGCCAGAGUCUGAUCCGCAUCGAGACUGACCGCGAUGUCUCAAUUCGUGAUACUAUUGGCUACUUGUGCGGUGUUGGAGGGGUAAGUCCGAUGCCUGACGGGUCGCACAACCUCCAAUUUGGGUCUGUCAACUUUCAAAAUGCCAACUCGACUGCCAUCGUCUCUCUGAUGACUAGCCAAUCAGCCCAAGCUGUUCCAAAUGUUUUGCAGCAUCUACACAUGGCUAUCGGUGCCCUUCAGGAGGUCGGCGGUUGUUGCGACUCAUUCAGCUUUCUCGCAAGACGGGAGUCCUUUGUUGAGCUGGAACGUAUAUACCCUGACAUUACAUCAGAACCUGGGCCCCUAGUAUCACUUACAAAGUCAGAAGCCAAAAUCGAGGGUUUUAAUCAACUACUGCGGGACUCAUUGACGGCCCAGUUCCUUUCCCUCGCCUUUGCUCUUUACGCACAAGGUCAUUGCGAGCCUUUUGGGCCUUUUUUUCUAGAUACCCCACUGAAACGUAUACUGCUUUUAGGAAAUCAGAUUUGGGGUCCAACUUUCACUGGGCCAUGUAUACUUGCGACUCCAGUGGAUUUGAGCUGCUUUGGAGAAAUGAUUCAGCGCCAGGUCUUUGCCUUUCAGUACUUUGAUAAUUUUGAAAGGUCGAGGGUUUUUUCAGAUUGUGAUAAGAAGAUGGACUUGAAGGGAUGUCCUGAAGAUUUGCUUGAUACAUGGGGUCCUGGAGAUUUCAUUAUGCCGAAGGAUGACACGGAGAACCUCCACGCAAUAUCCAUUGGCGGUGGCUUGAUCACCUCCAUCUCGACAGAAGCAGAAAGCCAUCAAUUACCUGUUCUCCACUGGAGCACAGUAUCAGAAGAAAACAAGAAAUUCACUUCAACCUUCCCUCGCCAUGAAAAAAUGCUCAUCGGCUCAAGAGUCUCGAUAAACCUAGCCUGCAGAAUGACACCUCAAAAACAGGUUCGGGCGGCUGUUCCAUAUUUAAAGGAGCUAGGGACAUUCCCAAGCUACUGGGAAGUAUCUGAAAGGCAGCUAGGACUUGGCUUACAGGCUGGACAAAACGCUGUGGGGAUAGUAAACUUCGCCCAGACCUGGGUAAAGAGACUAGGCCAGACCAGAAAGUCCAGCAUUCUCUCCAAGAGAUACCUAGCCAUCGCAGAUCUAGAAGCACCUUUUGCUGUGCAGGUCAGCUUUUGUACCGGUAUCGCAAGACGGGUGCCCCUGCGAGAACUCUUAGCUGAUGUCUUACCCGUUUACGUUGCGGAUCUCGCUACACAGCCUUGCUAUUGGAAUAAACUUCAAGAAAGCGAUAUCUGCAAGAUGUUGAGAGACACUGAUUUCAGAACACGCUAUCAAAAGCUAGAUCGUGAACUGCAAGCAGAGUUCGAGACCCUCGCUAUUGCCACCCUGUUUGUACUGCAAGACACGGGUGUAGAUAGAAAGGGCGAGAACUUUGUUGUAGGUUGUAUUCCUCGAGGACUAGGAGCCCAAUGUUUCAAGAUCCCCAUCGAAAAGGAGAGCUUCUGGGCCCGAAUCCUUGCCGAUUCUGAAGACGUAGCGACUUUCGCUUAUAUGGCAACAAGUUGCUUCGAAACAGAUCUGGUGAAGUGCCGGGGUCCGAACGAGCAGUGGAUGAACACAACAGCUCUCUUCUCGACCGCUGUAUCACUCUGCCAAGACCGCAUAGCCGCGCAGGGAACAAUAGCACAACAGGCAAAUUGGACUUUGAAAGAUUCAGAAGCGUAUCUCAUUGGGCGAGUCGAUGCACCUUUACUCGUAAGAGUGAUUCGACCGAACAUGCAGGACGAGCCAGAAUUGUUGGUAUCAUUAAGCACAAUCAUUGCCCCGUUUUUGAGAAGGUGGAGCAGGAAGCAAGGGUUUAAGAGGCCGUGGAGAUUGCGAGAGAGCAGAGCUAUAGACCACCAGCAUCAAAUGGCCGAGAGUGUUGUUGUCAUUGCUGAUUUUGCGACUUCAUAA
Molecule: messenger RNA, 3162 nt
Organism: Fusarium proliferatum ET1
Lineage: Eukaryota; Fungi; Ascomycota; Sordariomycetes; Hypocreales; Nectriaceae
Exons: 1
Coding region: 1-3162 (1053 amino acids)
Source: RefSeq, a predicted model, not a curated record